AUUCCGUAACAGUCAGCGGUAGAUGGCCCCCGUGCCUCCAGAGCUCCCAGGUGUCCUACUCUUCCUGGCGUCUGAGAAGAGGCCGAGGGAGGUGGACAAGUGCUGCUGAUGUGUAGAUGCUCUUCUCCGCAGCAGAAGAUUUGGAAGAAUCCUGUCAGAAGUGAACAAGCUCCCCUGCUAGGGCAGCCCACGCGAGGACACUGAUGAUCCGCUUGCUCGGCGGCGUCAUGUCAUUCCAGCCUAUGCCGCCACCGCCGCCGCCGCCGCCGCCGCCGCCGCCCUCCCGAACCCCGGGGGGCCCCGCCGCGCGCCAGCUAUCCCGGAGGCCCUGCGUGCCGCCCGCGCCCUCGCCGCCUGCCGCCGCCGGGGAGAAGAAGAAGCGGCCGCCCGAGAUGCUGCUCUCCAGCUCCUGGCCCUCCGCCACCCUGAAGAGGCCGCCAGGCCGCCGCGGUCCCGGCCUGGGUCCCGGCCUGGGUCCCGGCACCCCGCAGCCGCCGACCUCCGCACGCGUUCUGCCCCAGUCCUCUCCGGGCCGUGGGGGAGCCUCUACCACGUGCUCCGCGCCCCGGCGGGUCGCCUGCAGCCACAGCCCAGGGGGAGCCACCGCCGCGGGGACUCCUGCGGGGGCGGGGUCCGGGCCAGACGACACCACGCGCUUCUCCUUGAGCCUCACUCCUGAAGCCAUCCUGGUCAUCCAGAGGCGCCACCUGGAGAAGCAGCUGCUGGCACGGCCGCGCAGGCCCUUCCCCACACCCUCGCCGGACCCUCGGCGCCCACUGGUCCCCUGUCCCCGGACCAGGACCGCGACCCUGCGGAGGGGCGGCCCCCCCACCAGUGUCCCCGACGCGCCUCUGGCUGUGGCUGUCAGCAGCCGCCCACCCGGCGCCUCGCUGAUGCCGGGAGGUCUGCAGGCCACGAUGCCCAGCCACCGCCCCUCCAGCCUGCGCCCGGUGCUCAAGGUGUCGCUGCUCAAUGAGAAACACAAGUACGACGAUGAGGAGUACGAGGAGGAGGUGGAGGUGGUGGACGAGGGCCUGGUGCGCAAGUGCACCGAGUGGCUGCGCGGGGUGGAGUCGGCCGCCGCUGCCAGGGGCCGCACAGGGCAUCUGGACUCGCUGCCUCAUCUGAGCACGCUAUGAGCGAGGUGGGCCUGGUGUGACCCGACCUGGCAAGAGGCCCACCACCGCCUCCUGCGCUCCUUGCCCCAUCUGGGCUCUUGCGAACCAGGUAGGCCAGCAAGAGAGAGGACCACAGCCUGGAACUUUGCUCAGGUGCACUUAGUCAUGGGUGACCCACAGCCUCCUCUAAUGCCCGCCGCCCACCUGUGCACCGUGCACCGCGAGCCACCACGUAGGUCAUCGCGGGACACAGCAGACGUGCCUGACUCCGGUGGCUGUCCUCUGCUCUUCCUGCUCCCCCGUGGGGAGGAAGGACCUGUGAAAUGCCUUCUGACCUCCCACCCUAAGGAGCGGUCCCAGUGGCCCUCUGCCCCAGGCGGCAGCCCACCUCCUUGGGGACUCUGCAAGCCUGUGACCACCGAGGGUGGGUGGUCUCCUGUUGUAGAGCUGGGACAUGGUGCUACAUUUAUGAUUCGUCUUCUUCCGAAUCAGAAAGAUGUUGGGUGUUGGAAAGCCUAGAAGCUCUGGUUAACUUAAGUUGUAACUCGGCAGCCCUGUGAGUGAGUGAGCUUCCGGGGUAACAGAGCUCUGUUGCCACAGGAUGAACCUGGUGGACUUGUGCUCUGCCUUCCAGCUGUGUACUCAGCCAUCCCACAUCCCUGCACUUUCACACAUGCACACGAAAACACUCCCCUGCCAUUGCACAGGCACGCACACUCAUACCCAUGAGUGUCAAGUCAUGGGGGCAUGCAUACAUACACAAUCACCCACACAUGCCACUCUCACAUAGAUGAGCAUUCGCGCUCAUACACCAAUCUCACUGUAGACACACACACACACACACACACACACACGCUCACACACACACACACACACACA
Messenger RNA from Peromyscus eremicus (cactus mouse), 1997 nucleotides. RefSeq names its product proline rich 18 (gene Prr18). The record is from RefSeq and is a predicted model, not a curated record. Lineage: Eukaryota; Metazoa; Chordata; Mammalia; Rodentia; Cricetidae. The transcript is spliced from 2 exons. Bases 204 to 1139 code for a protein of 311 amino acids.